AUGACCCGGAACGAUCGCAUUGAGUAUAAUUGGAUCGACGGGGUGGAGACGCUCGAGAAAUACCAACCUGGGGGUUAUCACCCGGUUAUGAUCGGGGACCUACUCCAUAAUCGAUAUCGGAUUGCCGACAAACUCGGCUCCGGGGGCUACUCGACUGUAUGGCUUGCUCGUGACACUCAACUCAACGAAUACGUCGCGCUCAAGAUCAAUAUCUCAGACUCACAGCCGCGUGAGACGGAACAUCUCAAGGCGCUAUCCGCCUCAGUGCCCUCGCAGACACAUCCUGGGCGUGAGUUAGUGUCAAGUUUGCGCGAUGAAUUCCUCGUACAGGGUCCGAAUGGGACACAUAAUUGUUACACAAUGACCCCUGCACAAUGUAAUCUCAGGGAAAUCUCCUUCAGCCGUCUGUUCCCCUUCAAUGUUGCUCGUGCCUUGGCAUAUGGUGUUGCGCAGGCUGUGGCCUAUACCCACUCUCAGGGCUACGUCCAUGGAGGUUUGUCACAUCAGCCCCGAUCUUGUAUACGACUUGACUUGACCUACCUAGAUGUACAUUUGAGCAACGUUUUGGUCAAGCUGCCUGGGACAUUUGACGAUAUGUCUAUUGAACAAUUGUACAAAACGUAUGGUGACCCCGAAACGGUUCCCGUCUCACGAUGUGAUGGCGAACCACUACCUCCGAACGUGCCGACUAGGGCCGUUGUGCCGCUGUUCCUGGGCAAAUAUGCCGAGAAGUUUGUACUAUCGGACGCCCAGCCCUUGUUAGGUGAUUUCGGGGAGGCCUUCUCCCCUGGGACGGAGAUUCGUCUGGGACAAGACUGCCGCACGCCACCCGACUUUCGGGCUCCGGAAGCGAAAUUCGAACCUGAUGCCCCGCUGACGUACGGUUCAGAUAUAUGGAGUCUAGCCACGGCAACCUGGGAAAUAAUCGGGAUGAAAGCUAUCUUCAGCACGGAGUAUGUGCCUCAUGAUGAGAUAGUAGCUCAGCAUGUGGAUGUGCUUGGACGUAUGCCUUCCGACUGGUGGAAUCGCUGGGAAGGGCGGUCCGUGUUUUUUGAUGAGCGCGGCUGUCCCACUGAAUCGUACAAGGAGAACCAAUGGCCGCCCCUCGAGGAGUCUUUCGAGGUCUGUGUACAAAAAUGGAGACCAAAGGUCGGAGGGGGAAUCAUGGCGGAUGAAAAAGCCGCGUUCCUGGAUCUUAUGCGCACAAUGCUGUCAUUUCGACCGGAAGAGCGACCGACGGCAGAAGAUGUGCUGCAGUCCGAGUGGAUGGUUAAUUGGGCAUUACCUGACUACGAGCGGCGGUAG
Molecule: messenger RNA, 1305 nt
Organism: Aspergillus melleus
Lineage: Eukaryota; Fungi; Ascomycota; Eurotiomycetes; Eurotiales; Aspergillaceae
Exons: 1
Coding region: 1-1305 (434 amino acids)
Biological process (GO): protein phosphorylation; regulation of mRNA processing; spliceosomal complex assembly
Molecular function (GO): protein kinase activity; ATP binding
Source: RefSeq, a predicted model, not a curated record